CGCAACAAAUCAACAAAAUUAAGUCGGCGGAAAGCUUACUUAGCGAUACGUGAUCUUUGUAGAUAUAAACGGCAGUUUCUUUAGUUAUUCAAAUUUCAAUUGUCAACCCUAAGCUUGUGGUAGGACGAAUUGUAAAUAGGAAUAACCACUAUACCUUUGUUAAGCUAUAAUUGACUUACGUAAUGACUUUUCCGUAUUAGUUUUAUUUAUUUAGGUUCCUUAAUUUAAAAAACACUAAAGUAAAAGUAAGCACUAAAUUCAGGCGCGCGGCAGUCGAAAAUGGAUGCACCGAGUACAUUUUCACCUCGGCGAAAUAAUUCCAGCAACGGAGUGUCGACACCAGCUUUAGACGAUCACAGCCUUCAGGCUGAGGCAAGGAAGGCCGGGAUCUUUGGAUUAAUAGCAGUUCUGUCGUUUUUGUUGAACUCACUGUUCUGUGUGAUUAUGAUGAAGAAACCUGCCAUGUUGAAAAGACCACACAACAUUCUUUUGUUCUCUUUGGCAAUCACAGAUCUACUAACAGGUAUCUUCAUUCCUCUUACUCCCGGCUAUGUUAUCAGCAUCGACUCAUUUCCAGUUCCGCGCGGUUUAGCUGGUGAACUCUUCUGUCGUGUUCUCAGUAGUAGGCAUGCUCUGUUCACAUUGGGAAAAGUCUCCAUUUUAAAGGUCACGUGCCUGGCUAUCGAUAGGUGGUACUGUAUUUUUCGACCCAUUAUGUACAAGCGUUACUUCACGCGAAAGAGGAUCUUUCUUUACAUCCUGGCUAUUUGGGUUUGUUCUUGUUUUCUGCAGAUCAACAAAUUUUUUGAGUGGAAAUUGUAA
Molecule: messenger RNA, 822 nt
Organism: Orbicella faveolata
Lineage: Eukaryota; Metazoa; Cnidaria; Anthozoa; Scleractinia; Merulinidae
Product: allatostatin-A receptor-like
Biological process (GO): G protein-coupled receptor signaling pathway
Cellular component (GO): membrane
Molecular function (GO): G protein-coupled receptor activity
Source: RefSeq, a predicted model, not a curated record